Ilex paraguariensis (yerba mate) is the source of this 1485-nucleotide messenger RNA. The record is from the annotation of a GenBank genome assembly. Lineage: Eukaryota; Viridiplantae; Streptophyta; Magnoliopsida; Aquifoliales; Aquifoliaceae.
UCACUCUCACCAUAGUGUCCUCAUAUUUCUCGGUAUUAGUGUCCCCAUUAAUGGUUUGCUUUCUUUCAUGUCAACACUGUCUCGCCAUGAUCACGACAUGACCACAUCAUUCAUUCAAAACUUCAUUUCUCUCACUCUCUCUAUAUAGGCACAAUCUCAUCUGGGUUGUCUCUACUUCAAUCAUUUUCUCUCAGAAGUGAUUCAGAAAUUACAGGGAGAAAAAAAAAAGGUACCAAAAGGUUCAUCAAUGGCGAGAAUGCCGGUGCGUUUUAAGAGGGUGGCGGCGGUUUUUGAUGAAUUGGCUAGAGCUAGGCUCUGCGACUGCGAGAGCAGUGGCAGCGAGCACUCGGCGGAGAGCUUAACUGAUCUGUCCGAUCUUGUGAAUUCUUUUCUUGAAAGAGACAAUUGUGUGGAGAUCAGAGAAGAGAUUGAUGAAGAAAAAGUGAGAAACAAAUAUGAAUCUGAAGGUAAUUGUUCUGAUUCAGAGAUGAAGGAUGAGUUGAAGAGUUUGCUGGCGUAUGAAGAUGAUGAUGAUGAUGUGAAGAGAGAAAUUCAUGCUGAAGCGGAAGAAGCGUGGAGAGUUGUCGGCGGAAGUUCGUCGCCGGAUUUCAACCGCCGGUUGAUGGCUCGGUUACGUGAGAGAGGUUUUGAUGCUGGUCUUUGCAAAUCAAAGUGGGAGAAAACUGGACGAUAUCCAUCUGGGAAUUAUGAGUACAUUGACGUUAACGUUGCCGGAACUCGAUACAUCGUUGAAGUCUUUCUAGCCGGAGAAUUCAAAAUUGCCCGGCCAACAGACCAUUACACUUCGUUACUGAACAUCUUUCCUCUAGUUUUUGUGGGUAAAAUAGAUGAGCUCAAGCAGGUUGUGAGAUUAAUGUGCAACGCUAUCAAGAAGUCUAUGAAAACAAUGGACAUGCAUGUACCACCUUGGAGGAGACAUGGCUACUUGCAGGCUAGGUGGUUCAGUUCUUACAAGCGUACGAUCAAAGAAAUACCCGCAAGAAAGGGUUCUGAUUGUUCCCAUGGUGACUUGACCGGAAAAAAAUUGGUUGGAUUUGUUGCUGUGCCUCCAAUUUCUUACUACUGCAGAGAAGAUUAUGCUUCUAAGGUUGGCUUGACAGUGGGUAAUUUGGCUAUGGUCUUGAAUGGCUCCAGCAUUCUUUAGUUUACAAGAUUAGUGCUUCUAUUUUUGGGCUGCAAUACGAAAUUAUGAACGGCUAGAAAAUUCAGGUCACAGCGUCACUGGCGUCUUCCAUUGCUUUUUUUUAAUUUAAAUGUAUAAAUUAGCAUUUUUAAGACUUAUUUGUUGGAUAAGGUCGUCCUUUUUGGUCCCCGCCUCUAUCUAAAGGUGUGUUUGGAUAAUAGAGAUUGUUUAGAUUAAAGAUUUUAAAAAAUAUUACUUUUUAUUCAUGCCAAACUCAUCUAUUACUGGACUAGUUAGUAUUUAAUAGUUAGAGAUAAUGAGAUAUGAGUAUUUUUUUAAAA